This is a messenger RNA of Monodelphis domestica (gray short-tailed opossum), 936 nucleotides long. It is a transcript of the gene PGBDF, whose product is annotated as plakoglobin binding and degradation factor. The record is from RefSeq and is a predicted model, not a curated record. Lineage: Eukaryota; Metazoa; Chordata; Mammalia; Didelphimorphia; Didelphidae.
CUAUAGUAGCUGUGGUGAUGAGACCAAGAUAUGGAGGGAUGAUGGGGAAGUCCUUCCCUGUUACUUUCACUCUCUAGGGCCAGGGACACACAUACCUGAGGUGGGCUAAGGCACUUGGGGAAUUCCCCAAGUGGCCCAGAAAUAGUUAAAGAAUGAUGAGUGUGGCAAGAGGGCAACAGGGAGGAAGUGAACAGGAUCCUCCCUUCACACAUGGUUGUGUUUCCUAAAGGAACUCAAGCUAGUGGGCUAUCAUCACAGCACCUGGAUUGUAAAGGUCUGAAGAUUCCUCUGUGGAAAAAGGAACCAGAGGAGCUCCUGGAUGAGGAUGAGGAUGAGGAUGAGGAUGAAGAGGAGGAAGGUUCAGAUGAGAAGGAUUCAGAAGAAAUAGAGAAAGCUUCAGAGAAGGAGGGAGAGUACUGGGAUUCAGAGCAGGAGAAUCAAGAUGGCGAAGGGAAAGACAAAGGCUCAAUCUCUUACUGCCCUCUCCGCCAAGAAUCCAGUAUACCAGAGGUGACGGCCCUGAGGCGCUCAGAGAGCGUAUUUUGGACAUGGCUCAGCCCCCUCUCCCUCCUCUCCAACCUGGCCUUCCCUAUGGACAGGAAGAGGAUCCCACAAGGACAGAUAUGCCUACUGGAGAAGCAGCAGCAGUCUAAGAAGUGCUCUUGUUCCCGUUGUGAGAUUCUUUUCUGCAGGAAAUGCGAGACACUACACUGUGACCCCAACUAUGUGGAACACUGUAUCCUGGACCACUGGGAGGGUGGUGAACCUUCUGAGCCACAGAUACAGAGUGGGACUAGUAGAACCAUGCUAGGCAUUUCAGACCAGGAAGAAGAAUAUGAAGCAGAGCCAAAAAGCCACUCUCAGGAGGCCAUUUUGCUUAUGCCACCUCAACUCAUGGCCGAGGAGCUUCAAUAAAAUCUUCGGUUCAGCAAUCAA